GACAUAUAAUAAUCAAAGAAAAUAACAAAAAAUCAUUUCUUCAAAUAUAAUAAACAAAUCAAAUAUAUAAAUAAAAAGAAAAGGGUCUUUUAGGCAAUAAAGCCAAGAACUUGUCUUGGUUUGUGAACUGGUGCUGUGUGUGGGUGAGGUGAGGCUCCUUGGAGAAGGGUGGUGAUAAUGGAGAUUUGGAGAAAAAAUGAGGUGGUUUUGAUUACUGUGUUAAUCUGCAUUCUGGGUUGUAUUAAUGGUGACACAGAUCCAAAUGAUGCGGCUGCUUUAAGAAACAUGUUCAACAGCUUUGGUUCACCAGGUCAGCUAACAAAAUGGACAGGAAAUGGUGGUGAUCCAUGUGGAGAGUCCUGGAAAGGUGUUACUUGCACGGGCACACGAGUUACUGAAAUUAAACUAUCCGGUCUUUCACUUUCUGGAUCAAUAGGCUAUCAGUUUACCAGUUUGCCAGUAUUAACAAACUUGGAUUUGAGUAAUAAUAAUUUUGCAGGUGGUAUACCUUAUGGACUUUCUCGAAACUUGACACGGAUAAAUUUUGCUAAUAAUCAACUUAAUGGGGAUAUUCCUUAUGACUUUUCUUCGAUGACGAAGCUUACUUAUUUAAAUGUUGCUCACAAUCAGCUUCAGAAUCAAUUAAGUGACAUGUUCGCGAAGCUGUCUUUCCUCUCCACACUGGAUCUUUCCUUCAACCAACUUCCCGGUAACCUACCUUGGAGUUUUAGAAACCUUUCAAGCAUCACGACAUUGUUUUUGCAAAACAACCGGUUAACAGGCACUGUAGAUGUCCUUGCUGAUCUUCCUCUUAAAAAUCUGAAUAUUGCAAAUAAUCAGUUUACUGGUUGGAUCCCUCCACAGUUGAAGGAUAUCCAUCCACAGACGGAUGGUAACAACUGGAACUCAGGGCCUGCACCCCCUCCUCCACCCGGUACGCCUCCGGCUCACAGAAACCCAGGUCGUAAACCUGGAGGUAGUAACAGCCCAUCUGAGAGUGAUGGUAAUGGCAGCAAAAAAUCAGGAAUAAGUGGCGGUGCCAUAGCUGGAAUAAUUAUAUCCCUGUUAGUUGUUGGGGGAAUAAUUGCAUUUUUUAUUAUUAAGAAAAGAUCCAAAAAGUCGUCUUCUGAUAUAGAAAAGCUUGAUCAGCCAUUUGCUCCUCUUGCAUCAAAUGAAGUACAAGAAAUGAAAGCCGUACAACCUCCCACCGCAGUCACCACUAAGACAUUUGAUUCCUCAGUCUCCUUUAAUCUUAGACCACCGCCUGUUGAUCGCCAUAAAUCAUUUGAUGAUGAUGAUUUUUCAGCAAUUCAUGUUGUUAAGAAAAAGACUGUUACAGUUCCAACAGAUGUCACAUCAUACUCAAUAGCAGACCUGCAGAUAGCUACAGGCAGCUUCAGUGUUGACCGUCUUCUUGGUGAGGGGUCUUUUGGACGUGUUUAUCAAGCUCAAUUUGAUGAUGGGAAGGUCUUUGCCGUGAAGAAAAUAGAUUCAUCCACUCUUUCGAGUGACAUGUCUAAUGAUUUUCUGGAGAUGGUUUCAAAAAUCUCCAAGUUGCAUCACCCGAAUGUGACAGAACUUAUGGGUUAUUGUUCAGAGCAUGGACAGCACCUGCUGGUCUAUGAGUAUCAUAAAAAUGGGUCGUUGCAUGAUUUCUUGCAUCUGUCAGAUGAAGACAGCAAGCCUUUGAUAUGGAAUACUCGUGUCAAAAUAGCUUUGGGGACUGCUCGUGCGUUGGAGUACAUGCAUGAAGUAUGCUCACCAUCUAUUAUUCAUAAAAAUAUCAAGUCAGGAAACAUAUUACUGGACGCAGAGCUCAAUCCUCACCUUUCAGACUCUGGCCUGGCUAGCUUUCUCCCUAAUGCUGAGCAGGCAUUGAACAAUAAUGCAGGAUCUGGAUAUGGUGCACCUGAGGUAGCCAUGUCCGGUCAAUAUACUCUCAAGAGUGAUGUUUACGGUUUUGGAGUUGUCAUGUUAGAGCUUCUCACUGGGCGUAAACCAUUUGACAGCUCGAGACCAAGAUCUGAGCAGUCUGUGGUUGGAUGGGCUACACCUCAGCUCCAUGAUAUUGAUGCUCUGUCUAAAAUGGUCGAUCCGGCUCUCAAAGGACUCUACCCUGUCAAAUCUCUCUCUCGGUUUGCUGACGUUAUUGCUCUGUGUGUCCAGCCGGAGCCAGAGUUCCGACCGCCAAUGUCAGAAGUGGUUCAGGCAUUGGUUCGGUUAGUGCAGCGAGCUAACAUGAGCAAGAGAACAGUUGGAAAUGAACCAGGAGCAUCCCGACAAGCUGAAAAUACAGAUGCACAUGACUACAUGUAAAAUCCAUGCCUAUUGUAAUAUACAGCCCAUCAAAUGGUCCCUCAUUUUCUUUCACAUUUAUUUUUAUGUUUAUUGAAGACAGAUUUUUGUUUAAUCUUUGUUGGGAACAAAAUAGAAGUAGGAAGCAUGUUAAAUAUUUGUAUGUUGAGCUAUUUUUUUAUGCUGUUAAUCAUCUGAAGACAUCCCAAUUCAGUUUGAUUCACUCCAUAUCGCUCUUAUAUUUCAUCUUGCGGCUAAGGGAUUGAAACAUCUUAUUUGUAAAUGUAAACUGGGAAUAGAAGUUUCAGAAUGUGAUUAUUUUGUCAAUGAUGUUAUUGAAUUUUUAA
Mercurialis annua (annual mercury) is the source of this 2642-nucleotide messenger RNA. RefSeq names its product protein STRUBBELIG-RECEPTOR FAMILY 6. The transcript is spliced from 16 exons. NCBI's taxonomy places the organism in Eukaryota, Viridiplantae, Streptophyta, Magnoliopsida, Malpighiales, Euphorbiaceae. The coding region runs from base 178 to 2316 and encodes 712 amino acids. Gene Ontology annotation, biological process: protein phosphorylation. Gene Ontology annotation, molecular function: protein binding; protein kinase activity; ATP binding. The record is from RefSeq and is a predicted model, not a curated record.